GUCCUCCCGCUUGCUCACUCCUCUCUCCAAGUUCCACGCCGCGGCCUCGCUCACCCGCGAGGGCCGGUCCCGGCCGCCGCACACGCGCGCCUCGGCCCUCCUCGCCGGCGCCCCGGCUAUCUCCGCGAUCCGACGCACGGUCGUUCCCCUCGCGCGCCCGACGCGCGGCAGCGGCGGCGGACCGCGCGGGUAGCACCGUAGCGGCCGCCGCGGGCUGGCUGGCUGGCCGGCCAUGGAGGCGGAUGGGGCUGGCGAGCAGAUGAGACCGCUACUCACCCGGGUAACAAGCACGGGUCCCGAUGAAGAAGCUGUGGUAGAUCUUGGUAAAACCAGCUCAACUGUGAACACCAAGUUUGAAAAAGAAGAACUAGAAAGUCAUCGAGCUGUAUACAUUGGUGUUCACGUACCAUUUAGUAAAGAGAGUCGUCGGCGUCACAGGCAUCGUGGACACAAACAUCACCACCGGAGAAGGAGAGAUAAAGAAUCAGAUAAGGAAGAUGGACGGGAAUCUCCUUCUUAUGACACACCAUCCCAGAGAGUCCAGUUCAUCCUUGGUACUGAAGAUGAUGAUGAAGAGCACAUUCCCCAUGACCUUUUUACAGAGAUGGAUGAGCUGUGUUACAGAGAUGGAGAAGAAUAUGAAUGGAAGGAAACUGCCAGAUGGCUGAAAUUUGAAGAGGAUGUAGAAGAUGGUGGCGACCGAUGGAGUAAACCUUAUGUGGCAACUCUUUCUUUGCACAGUCUGUUUGAAUUAAGGAGUUGCAUCCUAAAUGGAACAGUCAUGCUGGAUAUGAGAGCAAGCACUCUAGAUGAAAUAGCAGAUAUGGUGUUAGACAACAUGAUAGCCUCUGGCCAGUUAGAUGAGUCCAUCAGAGAGAAUGUUAGAGAAGCUCUUCUGAAGAGACAUCACCAUCAGAAUGAGAAAAAAUUCGCCAGUCGGAUCCCCCUUGUUCGAUCUUUUGCAGAUAUAGGCAAGAAACAUUCUGACCCUCACUUGCUUGAAAGGAAUGGGGAAGGCCUUUCAGCCUCCCGUCACUCUUUGCGAACAGGUCUCUCUGCCUCAAACCUUUCAUUGAGAGGAGAAUCGCCUUUAUCUCUUCUUCUCAGUCAUCUUCUUCCUUCUUCAAGAGCUGGGACCCCAGUAGCCACCCCUCAGAACAGUCCUCCUUCCAGUCCUAGCAUCAGUCGUCUGACCUCCAGAAGUUCCCAGCAGAGUCAGCUUCAGGUCCCAGAACUCCUGGUUUCACCUGCCAGUGAUGGUAUUCCCACAGUAGUCAUUCAUCCGCCUGAGGAAGACUUAGACGCGCUGACAGGCCAGGAGCAGAAGAAUGAGGAAAAUGUUGACCUAACUCCAGGCAUUUUGGCCUCUCCACAAUCUGCUCCUGGAAACUUGGAUAAUAGUAAAAGUGGAGAGCUGAAAGGUAAUGGAAGUGGAGGAAGCAGAGAAAACAGUACUGUUGACUUUAGCAAGGUUGACAUGAAUUUCAUGAGGAAAAUUCCUACUGGAGCUGAGGCAUCCAAUGUUCUGGUGGGAGAAGUAGACUUUUUGGAAAGACCUAUAAUUGCAUUUGUGAGACUGGCUCCUGCCGUCCUCCUCUCAGGGUUAACCGAGGUCCCUGUUCCUACAAGGUUUUUGUUUCUGUUAUUGGGUCCAGCUGGCAAGGCACCACAGUACCAUGAAAUUGGGAGAUCCAUAGCAACUCUGAUGACAGAUGAGAUUUUUCAUGAUGUAGCUUAUAAAGCAAAAGACAGAAAUGACCUCUUAUCUGGAAUUGAUGAAUUUUUAGAUCAAGUAACUGUCCUUCCUCCGGGAGAGUGGGAUCCUUCCAUACGCAUUGAGCCACCAAAAAGCGUUCCUUCUCAGGAAAAGAGAAAGAUCCCUGUGUUUCCUAAUGGAUCUGUCCCCACAUCUUGUGAGACUGCAAAGGAGGCUGGUCAUCAUGCUGGACCUGAGCUACAGAGGACUGGACGGCUUUUUGGUGGUUUGAUACUUGACAUCAAAAGGAAAGCACCUUUUUUCUUGAGUGACUUCAAGGAUGCAUUAAGCCUGCAGUGCCUGGCCUCGAUUCUUUUCCUAUACUGUGCCUGUAUGUCUCCUGUAAUCACUUUUGGAGGGCUGCUUGGAGAAGCUACAGAAGGCAGCAUAAGUGCGAUAGAAUCUCUUUUUGGAGCAUCAUUAACUGGGAUUGCCUAUUCAUUGUUUGCUGGGCAACCUCUAACAAUACUGGGGAGCACAGGUCCAGUUCUAGUGUUUGAAAAAAUUUUAUUUAAAUUCUGCAGAGACUAUUCCCUUUCCUAUCUAUCUUUAAGAACCAGUAUUGGUCUGUGGACUUCUUUCUUGUGCAUUGUUUUGGUUGCAACAGAUGCCAGCAGCCUUGUUUGUUAUAUUACUCGAUUUACAGAAGAGGCUUUUGCAGCUCUCAUCUGCAUCAUAUUCAUCUAUGAAGCUUUGGAGAAGCUCUUUCAUUUAGGAAAAGUAUAUGCAUUUAAUAUGCACAGUAACCUAGAUGAGCUGACCAGCUACUCAUGUGUAUGCACUGAACCUCUUAACCCUAGCAAUGAAACUCUAGAGUUAUGGAAGAAAAAAAAUGUAACAGCACAGAGUAUUUCCUGGGGGAAUCUCACUGUUCCUGAAUGUAAAACCCUUCAUGGUGUAUUCAUAGGAUCAACUUGUAGCCUUCAUGGACCAGAUGUGUUCUUUUGGUGUGUCAUCUUAUUUUUCACCACGUUUUUUCUGUCUUCAUUCCUCAAGCAAUUUAAGACCAAGCGUUAUUUUCCUACCAAGGUGCGUUCGACAAUCAGUGACUUUGCUGUAUUUCUUACAAUAGUAGUAAUGGUUGCCAUUGACUACCUUGUAGGAGUUCCAUCUCCUAAGCUUCAUGUUCCUGAAAAAUUUGAGCCUACUGAUCCAAAUAGGGGUUGGAUCAUAAGCCCAUUGGGAGAUAAUGCUUGGUGGACCUUAUUAAUAGCUGCUAUUCCAGCUCUGCUUUGUACCAUUCUUAUCUUUAUGGAUCAGCAAAUUACAGCUGUAAUCAUAAACAGAAAGGAGCACAAGUUGAAGAAAGGAGCUGGCUAUCACCUUGAUUUGCUCAUGGUCGGUGUUAUGUUGGGAGUUUGCUCUGUCAUGGGACUUCCAUGGUUUGUGGCUGCAACGGUGUUGUCAAUAAGUCACGUCAACAGCUUAAAAGUUGAAUCUGAAUGCUCUGCUCCAGGGGAACAACCCAAGUUUUUGGGAAUUCGUGAACAGCGGGUUACAGGACUAAUGAUUUUUAUUCUAAUGGGCCUCUCUGUGUUCAUGACUUCGGUACUAAAGUUUAUUCCAAUGCCGGUUCUGUAUGGUGUUUUCCUUUAUAUGGGAGUUUCCUCAUUAAAAGGAAUCCAGUUUUUUGACCGGAUAAAAUUAUUUGGAAUGCCUGCCAAGCACCAGCCUGAUCUGAUCUACCUCCGCUACGUGCCUCUCUGGAAGGUGCACAUUUUCACCGUCAUCCAGCUUACUUGUCUUGUUCUGUUGUGGGUGAUAAAAGCCUCACCUGCUGCAGUAGUUUUUCCCAUGAUGGUUCUUGCAUUAGUGUUUGUACGUAAGCUCAUGGACCUGUGUUUCACAAAGAGAGAACUUAGUUGGCUUGAUGAUCUCAUGCCAGAAAGUAAGAAAAAGAAAGAAGAUGACAAAAAGAAGAAAGAGAAAGAGGAGGCUGAACGAAUGCUUCAAGAUGACCAUGACACAGUGCAUCUGCCAUUUGAAGGAGGAAGUCUCUUGCAAAUUCCAGUGAAGGCCCUAAAAUAUAGUAUUGAUCCCUCAAUUGUUAACAUAUCAGAUGAAAUGGCCAAAACUGCACAGUGGAAGGCACUUUCCAUGAAUACUGAGAAUGCCAAAGUAACCAGAUCUAACACGAGCCCCGAAAAGCCUGUGAGUGUGACAAUAAAUUUCGAAGGUGAACCAUCAAAGAAGUACAUGGAUGCUGAAACUUCAUUGUAGAAUUGAACCAAGAGGAAUUAUAUAGAUAUAUAACUACAUCCAUAUCUAUAAUGUGUGUGUGUCAGUGUCACUAUGUAUAGCAAUAUUGUAUGUCAUGCUAUUUAUACAUGACUACUGGGUUUUUGAAGUAGUAUCUAAAGUUUGUUAUGAGCACCUUGGAGACUGUAUGGUCUCUUAGAAAUGUAGGUACAUGGCUCUUAUUAUUCAAAUAUUUAUUCUGUUGAAAACAGUUUUUCUACUUUGCAAUAGAAGGAUAUGGAGAAUACAUUCAGUCUGCUUUCUUAAGUAUCUUUGUUCAUCAGUGGCAAUUAUACCAACCUUAAGUGAUACAUACUUAUUACAUGUAUUUAUAAUUUUUAAUUUUUACUUGAGUUUUAAAAGUUUUCAUGUUAUUUCACAUUUGUUACUCUUCAUACCGAUGAUGUGCAAGAAACAAUGUGUCGUGGCUCCUCUGUUUCAUUUAUGUAGACGUCUGUUGCACUUCACAAGUGAUACAUCUCUUAGUGAAUGGAGAAGAGUGGGGACUUUCUAGAUAGGAGCUAUAGUUUUUAACCUUUAUGUUUUAGGAAUAUUUUUAAAUUUUACAACUUCCAUAUCUAGGUUUCCAUUCUGAUAGGCAAGUGAAAUUGUAGGUGAUUUAUAAUUUACUCAUACCAGUCAUGACUUCUUGAAUUUUAGAAGCUAUAAAACGCCAGUUUGCAAUAAAUUUUGUUACCUUUCUAGAAAUAUUUUCUGAAUACUCAUGCAUUUUUAGAAGUCAUCUGUCCC
Castor canadensis (American beaver) is the source of this 4744-nucleotide messenger RNA. RefSeq names its product solute carrier family 4 member 7 (gene Slc4a7). NCBI's taxonomy places the organism in Eukaryota, Metazoa, Chordata, Mammalia, Rodentia, Castoridae. Gene Ontology annotation, molecular function: sodium:bicarbonate symporter activity; solute:inorganic anion antiporter activity; monoatomic anion transmembrane transporter activity. The record is from RefSeq and is a predicted model, not a curated record. Gene Ontology annotation, cellular component: plasma membrane; basolateral plasma membrane; apical plasma membrane. Gene Ontology annotation, biological process: auditory receptor cell development; regulation of intracellular pH; bicarbonate transport.